AUGAACAUUUUGAGAAGGACAUUCUCCACUGCAAGACCACUAAAAUCUGCUCUAUAUGAUGGUACAGCAUCGUCUUUGGCCAAGAAUGAAUUCAAUGAUAAAUUAUUAUCCAGAGAUAUUCCAACUGUUAAAUUAGCUUAUGAUUUAAUUAAUGAUAAAACAAAUACUUUAAAAGAAGGUGCACCAAUAUUGAUUUUACAUGGUGUCUUUGGAUCAAAAUCAAAUAAUAGAAGUAUAGCAAAACAAUUAAACUCAAGAUUAGAAAGAGAUGUUUAUACAAUAGAUUUAAGAAAUCAUGGUGAUUCUCCUCAUAAUAAAAGACAUGAUUAUCCUGCUUUAGCUGCUGAUGUUGAACGUUUCAUCGAGGAUAAUGAAUUACCAAAACCAAUCAUUAUUGGACAUUCAAUGGGUGCUAAAGCUGCUAUGGCAUUAAGUUUAAGAAGACGUGAUUUAAUUGAAAUUUUGGUUAGUGUUGAUAAUUCACCAGUUAACUUACAACCAUCUUCAUUAUUUCCUAAAUAUGUUUCAAUCUUGGAAAGAAUAGUUAAUGAUAAAGAUAUCAAAACAAAUAAAGAAGCUGAUCAAUAUUUUGCCAAAUUUGAAAAAGAUCAAGUUGUUAGACAAUUUUUAUUACAAAAUAUUAAAAAAAAUAAAGAAACUGGUCAAUUAGAAAGUAGAAUUCCUUUAGAUAUAAUGAAAAAUGCAUUAGUUAAAGGUGAAAUUGCAGCAUGGGAAUUUGAUUCAAAUUUUUCAAGAUGGAUGGGUCCUUCAUUAUUCAUAAGAGGUACAACUUCAAAAUAUGUACCAGAUGAUUAUAUUCCAGAAAUUGGUAAAUUUUUCCCAAAUUUUGAAAUUCGUGAUAUUGAAGCAGGUCAUUGGGUUAUGGCUGAAAAACCAAAAGAAACUUUAGAUGUAUUGAUUGAUUAUAUUGAAAGAAAUGAAGACAUAUGA
Messenger RNA from Hansenula ciferrii, 951 nucleotides. Its product is annotated as Abhydrolase domain-containing protein 11. The record is from RefSeq and is a predicted model, not a curated record. Bases 1 to 951 code for a protein of 316 amino acids. The transcript has a single exon. Gene Ontology annotation, cellular component: mitochondrion. Lineage: Eukaryota; Fungi; Ascomycota; Saccharomycetes; Phaffomycetales; Wickerhamomycetaceae.